CAAAGUGGCAAGAGACUAAGAAAAGACCUCUCUCGAUAGGUAUUGGCUCUAGUAGGGCCGUGUAAAGAAAAUGUCUAGACAAAAUGCCAGUGAAAGCUUCCGUCAGAAGGUUAAGCAGUUCUUUGGCGUGAAAAAGGGCCAUGCUAUCCCAAGUAGCGUUUAUGAAGGUCCAAAAGCUGACGAUCGAGUGUUCCACCAUGAACUGCUGCAGGAUAUUGGCAAGAACAGUCCUUUAGCAAACCGUGUGAAGUACUUAAGGGAUCUGUGUGACUUUCUGAUCAAUAAACGGGUGGAAGAUCAUGCUAUUGAAGCAGCUUGGGAUGCAGUCAAGGACCUUCUUAAUCCAAGCAACCCUACGGAGGCAAGACAUCUCACUCUCCAGUUUCUGACAGUGAUGAUAUCUGGACAGUUCAACAGGCUUGGUAUUUUAAGGGCUCAUUUCUUCUCUGUUGUGGUUAAUCACAAGAUUCCUGAGGACAUCACACCCAGGUUGGAAUUACUGCAAGCAUUGAGUGAUAAUGGGAAAGACAUUUCAUACUUUGAGGAAAGGACUGGUCCUUUUCUGUUAUCUUGGAUGCCAGAAGUGAUGCAAAAAGGCAGAAUGAUUUUUUUCAUGCCUCUCCUUAUCAAUGUAAUUCACUACAACUCAAGUUUCCUUGAUGAGGAUAUCAUCUCUGGCAUUGUCAGGCAAACCUGUCAUCUUUCAAGAACAACUAAAGAGGAAGGAGAAGUUGAGCUGUGCCUGUGUUUGCUGGAUGCUGUGGUCCGUUACAGUUGUCUGCCGUCCAAUACAUUGUUUGAGUUCAUAGCCACAGCCUGCCGGGCUGUUAACAUCGAAAAGUUUUGUCAGCGCAGCUGGAAGAUAAUGAGAAAUUUGCUUGGAACUCAUCUGGGUCACAGUGGAGUGUACACCAUGUGUAAUGUUUUGGAAGACAGUGAUAACAGAAGCGACGCCAUGCUGUUAAGAGGCUCUGUGUUCUUCAUUGGAAUGUGUCUGUGGGGGUCACAGCGAGUGCCAAACCUCAAGUACUCCAGUUCCACUGUUUUACCUUCUAUGCUACAGGCUUUGUCGUGCCAUCUCAGCUUGGUGGCCCUGGAAGUUACCCUCUCCCUACAGAGACUUGUGAAGAAGUAUGGUCAAGAACUUCAUGUUGUGGCCUGGGAUGCGGUGUUAGAUAUCAUUGAAGCUCUGCAACAAGAGAUCGAGGAAAUUAGCCCGCCCGAUAAUGUCCUGAUUGAAAAUCUUCACAUCCUGUUGUUCAAUGUAGAAGAUCUCUACGAGAGUGGAAAGUUUAAUGGGCCUGAAGAAAGGUUCUUUGCUUUGGUGGAGAAGAGUGCUGGAAUGUUACCUGAUCGUUCUCUUCAAAUCUUAAUUUCAUACAAAGCCCAGUCAGUGCAUCCUGCUCACGUUGGAUGGCUCGUGAAUCUUCACGAUCUUAUGGAAAAAUACUUCAGAUAUGAAAUCCGCACAAGUGUAAGAGUGAAAGCGCUGACUGUCCUUUCAUCGGUGCUUACAUCAUAUGGCCACUGGUAUGAGGAAGAGUUGUUGGAGCAUGCAGUGUUACCAUACCUUAUUCACAUUCCUGAAGACCAAGAUGUAACAGUACGCAAUGUAGCUGUGCAGAUAUUGCUGGACUUGUGUCAGAUGUCAGACUCUCAGAAGUGUCAAGACUUCUUGGACAUAAUCGAGAAGGUCAUCAGUAGGCACGUGGAGCUGCAAGGAAAGAGUCCUCCACUAGAACAGCAGGAACAGAUGCUGCAAGAGGAAAAAGAACUGAAGGAUGUGAAGACAGCGGUCAGCGGACUGGUCGAAGUGUUUAAGCUCAAGUUGUUUCGUUUGCCGCAUGGUCACGCUGUACGGACAUUUGAAUUGCUGGUCUCUCACGUGAAGGCGCACUAUAACCAUUGUUACAGUACUUACAUUGCAAGUGUCAUCAGGAACUUGGCCUUUGAGUGCUUUCUGAGUUUACGCUGUGACUCCAGUUUACGGCUGGGUUUGUCUGAUGCCAGUGAAGAAGGGGAAGAAGAAGAAAGGAGUUCUAGGUUCAGCCCCUACUUUACUUGUUUACAGAGUGACUCUGACACAAAAACGUCGUCAUCGUCACAUCUUGCUUUGAUAUCUUACUCUGACGUGUUUCAAGCCAUUUUGAACUGCUUGCAGUAUGAGUGGGACUGGACAGUACUGGAGCAUGUUUUGAGUGGACUACCGGAGGUCCUACAAAAUAAGAGCCUUAUUCUAUCAGCUAAUCCCGCGUUAAAUACCAUGACGUCAGUACUGUGCAAUAUGGUUUCGGAACCUUCUUUCAUCCUGGAUCUUCGUCGUGUUCCUCCCGGUGUCGGGAGAGUAGGACUUCAGGCUUUGAUUUUUCCAGUUUUAUCGGUUCUUGCUACAUACCACUCCAACCUGGACAGGGGACGGCAGUUCGAGUUGGUGAGGACUUUGGAGCUGGGUUUAGUGACCAAGUGUGCUGUCUUAUGUGUCUCUUCACUCACCCUGUGCACCAUGGAAAUGCAAGCAGUUAUGAAAAGUCUUCUUCCAGCUCUUUUAGUGCGGUUGACUCAGAUCUCCGCAACUGUUGCCAUGGCAGCACCCAUGCUGGAGUUCCUUUCAGGUCUUGUUCAUCUUCCACAUCUGUACGCCAGUUUUCAAGACAGUCAGUACAAGAGCGUAUUCGCCAUUAGCCUCCCUUACACUGAUCCUUUCAAAUAUUCUCAGUACACCAUAACGCUUGCUUAUCACGUGAUUGCUGCGUGGUUUAUUCGAUCACGUGUGGCGUAUCGCAAAGCAUUUGUGGGAUUCGUGAGUAAGGGUCUCAAAUCAAGUGCUAUAAUUCCAGACCGUUAUGAACCCAAACCAGACAGCCCCUCUCUAGCAACAACCAAAUGUCGCACUGGAAACUCUACAAAUCAGCCCUCGCCCCAGAUUCAUAAUCGGUCAAGUUCGCCCGUAGUUCAGAAGGAGACUGAAACGGCGUGUGAGCUACAUGCUGAAAUGAGUGAAGUUUGUAUGGACAUGAUGGCCAGAUACACGUUUGCUCCAUGUAUGUCACAGCCAAACAGGACCAAAGCGGUGGAGUUGAUGCUAGCCAAUGGUCAUUCUCGUACUUGGAUGAUCGGUAAUACAAUAGUAACCAUAACCACCUCAGGUACUUAUAUCGGCCAGGAUGGUAAUUGCGACAACUGCCUGGCUCUGAGACAAAGAACAGUAAAUAUGCCACCAAAGGAAAGCGCAAAAACAGAGAGGAAUGUCAAACAGAAGAUCACCGCGGCGGAUGUUACGACAGAAGAUUCUCAUAUACAGUCUCCCGACGAAAAAGCUCAUGGCACGUUUACGAGUCAUGGAACUGGGACUCAGACUCCCGCGGGCGCUGAUGAAUCUUCGAAGCCUGAGGCGAAGUCAGAGUUUCAUAGCGGCGCACUAUCAGACCGGCGGCUCAGUGGACAGUUUGUUGCUAUCAAUCCACAAAACUGUCGAUGUGUUUGCCAAGGCUGGGCUGAAAUCUUUAUCCGUCGGCCCAGCGGAAACAUCUCUUGGAUUAUGCGCAUUCAGAAUAGGGCUACGUCAUGGUUGGAGAGUGACGUCAGUACUGCCCUUAUAGAUGACCCUCAGAUCGACGAAGUUUCUUCCCUACCCUGUGAAAUGCGAGGAGAGGUCCUGAGUACCAGUACUGAAAGUGGCUCUGUUAUUAUUGACGUGGUGAGGCAAAGUAAUCCUCCAGAGGGGGUAGGAGCUGCUUUUCAUGAUACAGCCCGUGGGGAGUCACUCGCUCGUUCCGGCUGGCAACAUGGCAACACAGAUGGCGACAAAGAUGCUGAUGCACCUCAGCUGAAUUCAGUGCUCAUUUAUUCACAAAGCGCCAGCACGGCCACUCCGCCAAGCACACCAGCGGGGUCCGUAGAUUCUGAGCUCUUUGAAGGAAGGGAAAGGCUCCUAAGUAGGAGCCCCAGUAAAGGACCUAAUGUUUUUACGAUGCGAGAAUCUGAAUGUUCUGAUAUACUUGGAAGCUUGGAAAGAACUCCGAACGAAGAUGUUCCGCCGAACAAGACGAGAAAAUUUGAUAAGCCAGAACUGGGUGUUUCUCCUGUUGACCCGUUCCCAGUGUCCUCUCUACCAAGACAUAACCAGUUAGAGCGAAAAAGAAGAGACGAAACCAAAUAUCUGUCGUCAUCUGAGAUGUACAGGCUUGCAAGUGACGAGAAGAGUUUACAGUCUCUCAAUAUUGAGGAGAAUGAGGAUCACUCUGGAGACCAAAAGAUGGAAACUGUUCAGGGUGAUGUUCCUCAAGGUCGGACAAUCAAUCCAGCCAAGAAGGCCGAAAGAAAAAAAUCAGUUCCAUAUCAGUCCCUUGAGGAAGAGCAUGGUGUGAUCAGAGAGAGUCCGGAGUUUGCUUUGGAUACAGUAUUUUCCAAAACGGAUACCAAAAGCGCUCCGACAACAAGCGUUGACUCCGGUGUGAGCAGAUAUCACCAGGAUCUCUCUCGUUUUCCUCAACCGAAACAACAUGGUGAUAAACUGGACACUAGUGAUCAGGUUCCUCGAAAGGUGAAGUUGAGAAAGUCCUCAAGUUUUAGUUCACCCACCAUGGCGAGAAAAGCCUUGGAUCAUUCGGAACAUUCUCCAUAUGCAUCCCCUCGUCAGGGAAGGAUUUCAAUUGCAGUGAAAAGCAAAGAAGCGGAGGACAGGCUCUUUUCCCCGGCAAGCGUUGGUGAUCCAAAAAAAAGUACCUCUUCCCCGGAGUUAUCUUCACCACCAGCUUUCCCUAAAGUAUUAAACAGUGAAACAUCCAAGCGCCCGACAUCUCGCUCCAGAAUGAUGCCCCAUGCAAUCGGACCUCAGCUUACAAACAAGUCGUCUAAAUCGGCACCAACUGUUGGAGACUCCUCUGAUGGGGGCCCCAAAGAGCCUCCCAUUUUAGUGACCCCAUCAGAAUCAUUCAGAUACCCACUGGACCCUUGCUUUGUGUUUCUACAGUUGUAUCACGCUUCCUUCUUGGGCCUGGUCAACGAAAGACCUCAGCCCCUCCCUGAUGGGGAAGUCAUUGAAAGAGCUAUUAAAUGUCUUGAUCGCAUUCCUCCCUACGACACUCACAAGAUCGGUGUUAUUUACGUGGGGCCUGGGCAGCAUGACAACGAAGCGGCAAUUUUAAGCAAUGUGUACGGGUCCUCCCGUUAUAUGCAGUUUCUCGCGGGUCUCGGGACGCUUGUUCGGCUAAGGGAUUGCCCACUCGCCGAGAUUUACACUGGGGGACUGGAUAGAAAUGGAGCAGAUGGUGAAUUUGCGUACAGCUGGCAGGAUGACAUUUGUCAAGUCAUAUUCCACGUUGCCACAUUGAUGCCAACCAGAGAUUCGGACCCAGGCUGCAACUCUAAAAAGAUGCAUAUCGGUAACGAUUUUGUUACCAUAGUCUAUAACGACUCGCAGCAGGCGGUAAAGUUUGGCAGAAUUAAGGGUCAGUUUAAUUUUGCUGAAGUGUUGAUCAAACCUCUCGACAAUGCAUCUAACAUGGUGACUGUGAGAUUCAAAGAUGAGCUGAAGGAGCUACUCUCAGACACAGGGACUCGAGUCAUCUCGGACAACAACUUGCCGCGACUAGUUCGGCAGCUUGUUGUACAUAUCAAUAUGGCUUCUGUAAUUCACCAAAGUCAAAAGCGUCCAACCGACGCCUACGGUUGUAACUGGCUGGAGCGAUUACGUCAGAUUAAGCGCGUGCACUCAAAGGCUGCGGCUGAAAACUCCUCGGUCCCCAGUAGUCCAACAGUACGGAGGGUGUCUCCGUCCGUAGGACUGCGCAUGUCGUCAGCACCGAUCAGCGGUCUCACAGACUUUACAGAGUACAUUAUAAAAUAAUGCUGAAUUAAUGCUUAUUAUUGUGGGAAUGAAAUUCAAUGAGGUGUCCUUUGAGGGCAAGGUUUUUUCCUCGAAAGUCUAAUUCAGUGCUUGAAACCUUUUCCGAUGAAGAAGCUUUGAAGAAACGAAAGAAUCCUUUGAAAUAUCGUUUAACCCUUUACUCGCUUACAUCAGAAUGCAUAUUCUCCAUAGUGUUCUCUAUACAUCUUCUAAGGUGCUGACAAGGAACAUUUGUUUAUCAAUCAAGAGUUUUUUAAGCUGGUGAUUAUUUUCUUUAUUCUCGUGACCUUACUGUAUGAUUCAGGCGUGAUAGUUUAGGGAGAAUAAAGAUGUUAGUCACCAGCGGAGGUUGAAGGGUUAACAUAGAUGGUUAUGAAGAGAAUCAAGCCCUUCGUUUUAGAAGGAGGGAAAACGAUAGCUGUAAACAGAAAGGACAGGAAAACACCUUCUUGGGCUGGAUUGCAAAAUAUUCACCGUACUUCAUUAUUUAUUCAUUAACUACGGACCGCAAUCGCAGUUUAGAUUCCUCAUAGGGACUCAUCUUUCUCUAGACCUCUCUAUAUUCGCACUCGUUGCGGCAGUGCGGGAGAGCACGAUUAAUGCAUUUUUCAUCGCGUAUUUUGCAAUCGUUCCUUUUCUUGAAUAUUCUAAGGCGGCGUCUUACACAAAUAGAUGUAUAUAUCAAUAAUUUUGAUGAUGAUUUACUGUUUUAAUAGGGCGUAAGAAAAGGAAAUUACCAGAGAUAUGUAAAUGAAGAAAAGACGCAAAGAUUACAAACUUAUUGUGUUUAAUAAUAGAAGAAAUAUACAUAUCUAUAGUCACUCUUACCUACCGUGCAGUUGUUUUCAGGAGUCACUCAAAUAUUUAACUUGUUCCAAAUUUGUGGUCGUGCUGAAUGAUAGACAUAGAUAUUCAGAAAUGACGGGGAUGUCUCUUCAUCCUACUUAUAACCGGACGGAUACGGUGCCCAGAUAGGGCCGUAGAAUACGAGCAGACAUUUUGCAGUUUACUGAUCAAGAGUGGCAGAAGACAAAGUCCAACAUACGUCAAUUAUCCCUUAUACAGAGACAGUUUCGGCGAUAGUAGCAAACUCAUAACACUGAUUACCUCAAAUGAGACCAAUCU
Molecule: messenger RNA, 6973 nt
Organism: Pocillopora verrucosa
Lineage: Eukaryota; Metazoa; Cnidaria; Anthozoa; Scleractinia; Pocilloporidae
Product: tuberin
Biological process (GO): negative regulation of insulin receptor signaling pathway; regulation of cell cycle; negative regulation of phosphatidylinositol 3-kinase/protein kinase B signal transduction
Cellular component (GO): cytoplasm; TSC1-TSC2 complex; nucleus
Molecular function (GO): GTPase activator activity
Source: RefSeq, a predicted model, not a curated record